Molecule: messenger RNA, 2407 nt
Organism: Asterias rubens (European starfish)
Lineage: Eukaryota; Metazoa; Echinodermata; Asteroidea; Forcipulatida; Asteriidae
Product: protein brambleberry-like
Exons: 12
Coding region: 88-2088 (666 amino acids)
Source: RefSeq, a predicted model, not a curated record
UUUGACUCAAAGAUUUCCAGCACAAUUUGUUGAAUAUUUCUCUUUAAAAAAAUACAUAAUACUGCGAUUUCUUUUGAACACACUGCAAUGAAGUUUAUCCUUGGUAUUUGUGUGUUGUCGGUGCUUAACUGGGGUGCCACGGCAUCUUUGUUUUCGUGGGUUUUCGGACAGAAAAAUGCACCGGAUUCACACGGAAAUGAAAGUCCGGACGGUGGAGGGAUUUCGACAUCAUCCCAGGGGGCAGCAAACCUCGGCAAGCCGGUACCGUUCGAGAUGAAGUCAGCAGAGUCGAGAUUUUUGAAAGCGGGCGAAGAGUACAUGGCUGGGUUGUCUGUACUAGAUACCUGUCAUCAUAGAGUAAUCGCCGAAUUGGAGUCGUCUUGCAAUGACAUAACAGAGGAGGAGCUUGGUAAACUGGGCGUGGCCUUGCUCAACUGUCAAUCAAAAUCAGAAGGACGCUCCACUUUUACUUGCACCAAAGAAAUGACGUUAGCAGAGUGCACCAGAGGUAUGGACGCAACAACGUGGAAUACUUACCACAUUAUAAGUGAUCGAUCACGCUCUGUAUGCUACGGUGUUAGACAGCAACAGUUCCAGCGACAGACACGCUUUGCCGUCAACCAGCUUGCUGCAACUGCUUCAAACCAGCUGAAUAUCAUGGAGAAUCUACAAGAAGGUCAAGAUGCGUUGCAGAAUGUGGCGACAGACACCUUACAGAUAAUGGCUGACGGACAAAAGGAGGUCCUCAGCAAACAAGAAGUCCUCAAGGAGUCACAGGGUCAGCUGCAUGUAUCCAUUGAGAGCAAUAUCAGAGACCUGACUAGCGAGAAAACGCUUAUAGCGGCCGGCCAUAGAGAACUAGCCACCAUGACAGAAAGCAUACGACAGCAACUUGAUAAUGCAACGCAGCAGCUUCUGAGCCAAGACCAAAACUUGAAGAGAAAUCAUGAAGAUGUUCAACGCGAUCUUGCCAGCAUUCGCAUCAAAGCCAAGGAAGUAUGGGACAAAUUAGAUGGAGAUAUGAAUCACAUUGCUAUCCACCAAGAAGAAACAUUCCAGUAUUACUCAGAAACUCUUGAAAACCUGAAGAGGAUGAACGACACCAUUAACUAUUUAUUAAACCUAGUUAACAAAAUGCAAACCGGGAUUGAUGAAAGGCUGGGCUGGUUAACUACUCUAGUUGGUGGUUUAGGUAAUAACAUGAAUGUCAUCUCAACCUGUGUGACACACGUCGCCUACUUCCUACUCGCCUCUCUCUGUGUGACGUUCCUUCACACGCCAGCAUUCACCCGCAUCGUUCUCCUACUCCUAGUACCCAUCAACGCUCUGUCCAAGAUCAGACACGGAGUGGGUCUUGAGUUCUCUGGCCUCACCAUUCUCAUCACUGGGGUUGCUAUCGCAAACUGGAUGGUCAUAGUCUUCAAGACUUUUUGGAGUAGUAAAAAACCAUCAAUUGGCGCCAAGCCUCCAAGGGAGUACGGCCUCAAAAAAACAGUCUGUCGUUGCAAUCACAAGGGUCCUAUAUUUGCUCUUCCACCAGCUAUCAACAGAUCUGUGAUAAGCAAAGGUUUUGGCGGGUAUUCAGAUGAUGAUGAAGACUACACAUUGCCCUCUGACCUCUCGGCCAUAACAGGUGAUAUGUCUUCAUAUACAUAUAACACUGACAUGAUGUCCGAGUCUAGUGGCUUCUCUCAGGACGCAACGAUGACCGGAACUGGACUGACCGAUCUAGAUAUGACGUUUGAGAAAUCAUACUCCAUGAAAAAGAGCAAAGUCAAUCAAGACACUCCCUUGAUCAGCUCCUCCACAAAGACACCAAUGCCUCUCUCCGCCUCUGCUAUUGUCUUUGGAGAGCUCCGGCAUCAAGGAAACCCUGCUAAGAGACACCUUGGCUCUGCCCUGGAGGAGUUACCCCAGGCGACUCCAUCACCACGGAGACGAAGAGAAGGAACUCCUAACAGUACAAGUUCUAGACCAAGUACACCUGGAAAGCGACUCUGCAAUGGUCUGACAAAAACAGGUCAACCUUGCCGCAUGACCUGCUCCCAGGGGUCUGACUAUUGUUAUCGCCAUAACAACAGCAACUAAACUCAGAGAACUGAAGAGUAAGUAAAUACAAUCUAGAGGAUUUGGGUACUUUUUGUAACACAAAACACAAUGUCCACAGAUUGAGUAAAUAUAAUUUAAACGAUUACACCAUUUGAAGAUAAUGAUAGUAAAUAAUGAGAGUAGAAAGCUUAAAAUAUUAAGGUGCUGUAGCUUUUGAGAAAUUAGUAAAACAAUGUCAUGAAAAUACGUUUUACAUGCUAAAGUAAUUUUUGUGACUUAAUUUACUCAUUCUCAAAAACUACAGCACCUCAGCAAGUAAUAUUUUAAGGGAAGCUUUCUACCAUCAUUAUUUUCAAGC